Messenger RNA from Columba livia (rock pigeon), 7480 nucleotides. RefSeq names its product MOB kinase activator 1B (gene MOB1B). Gene Ontology annotation, biological process: hippo signaling; positive regulation of protein phosphorylation. The transcript has 6 exons. The record is from RefSeq and is a predicted model, not a curated record. Lineage: Eukaryota; Metazoa; Chordata; Aves; Columbiformes; Columbidae. Gene Ontology annotation, molecular function: protein kinase activator activity. Gene Ontology annotation, cellular component: nucleus; cytoplasm. The coding region runs from base 1601 to 2125 and encodes 174 amino acids.
AUAUUGUAAGAGCUGAAAAAACUAAUGCCUGGCUCGCACACCUUCUGCCUUCAGAACAAAAAUGUUGUGACUGCUCUGUUUUAUAAAUAGAAAUGCUGGAGUUAAAUCGUGUCGGUGCAGAUCUUGAACACGUACAGCUUAAUUUUAUGUGUUGUCCUUCUGAUGCUGCGAUUGUCACAGGGAAAAUGCAUUUAAAUGCUGCAGCUGUUGAUUUGGUUUACGAAAAAUAGCUUGAGCUUGUAUUUCCAUUUCUGUGUUGACAUGUUGGCUAUUGGAAACUAACACAGCCCUACUCUGACGUGUCUGUUCUUAGCAGAAUGUUACCAUUUGAAACACCCUAUUAUUGCUUGAAGGCUUGAAAUGUUUGCCUUUCUGGAAUCUGGUUCUCUUACAAAGAGGCAUGGCAGGGGAAACGAGACACGGAGGUGCAGAACUUCAACUUGGGAUCUUCUCUGAUAAAUUUACGUGUUGGCCUUAGGCGAUGAGUCGCUGCCUCAGUUUCCCUGAGUCUAACUAGACGCUAAUGAUGCCUACUUCAAAGAUACUUUGUGAGAAUUAAUUAAUGCUUGCAAAGGCCUUUGAAGAUGAAAAAAUAGGGGUUGAAAUACCAAGUUUUCAUGCCCCAGGUAAAUAUUCUGUGUACCGUCUGGAGUCAGGCUUCUUCAGAAUCUCUCGAGCACUUGCAGGUAUUUCGAGGGCCUCGUUUCAGUGGGACCGUGGCAAUGAACCCUUUGGGACACACCGAGGGGUAUCGCUGGCCUGGCACAAGUCAGUUCCUCGCACGUUCCACCACGGAGAGAAAUGCAGAUGCUACCUCGUGGCCUCAGCAGCGCGUACCACUCAGAAUGUAAUCAGCAGGUAUAUCCUGAAAAUGGUACCACUACCUUUUCUAUUUAUUUUCCCCCAAGGCAGGUUUCUGUCUUUUGCAGCGUUUGAUACAACAGUCCGCCUAUGAGCUGGCAUGAAAUGAUUUACGGUCAUUGUAGCACUGUGUUUUUGAGCCAACAGGUAGGCUAAAACAGACCGGAGGAGCACUGUUCACUCGACUUUCUGUGGAAGCUGAAUGCUUGUGGUGUUAUAAGAUCUUGAUUUCUUGUUGGACAUGCGAAUUCGCUACGUGAUGUGCAAGCCGGUGUGCAGGGAUAAAAAAGGAUUUUCAGAUUGUUCUACAUCUUCUCUGGGCUGGCAUCGCCUCUUUUCUUUUGUCCACUUUGCCAGUGACAUAGGAAUCGCAUACUUCAUAAACACUGAACUAGUUUAGGAUGCUGUAUUGAAUUGUUAGUGAAUUAUGAGAUAACUUGGUCUGGUCUUUUUCAGUUGAGGAAUCUGAGGAAGACUGGAGCGCUGUCAGUGGUUUGGUGGCUCGGCAGCCUGGGCAGAGGUGGGAUCCGGGCUUCGAUCUGCAUCCACACGCUUGACUGCGAAGCACGCGCGAGCCAGGGCGAGGUGCUUGCUGCUCAGUUUGAGCCGUGCUAGACACAACAGUGGCGGUAGUCGCUCUUCCAAAACCUUCAAACCAAAGAAGAACAUUCCAGAGGGCUCUCACCAGUACGAGCUGCUGAAACAUGCCGAAGCCACGCUCGGGAGCGGCAAUCUCCGCAUGGCCGUCAUGCUUCCGGAGGGGGAAGACUUGAACGAAUGGGUCGCAGUUAACACUGUCGACUUCUUCAACCAGAUCAAUAUGCUUUACGGAACCAUUACGGACUUCUGCACGGAGGAGAGCUGCCCCGUGAUGUCUGCAGGCCCCAAAUACGAGUACCACUGGGCAGAUGGGACAAACAUCAAGAAACCAAUUAAGUGCUCUGCACCAAAGUACAUUGAUUACCUGAUGACGUGGGUCCAGGAUCAGCUGGAUGAUGAAACGCUAUUUCCUUCUAAAAUAGGUGUACCCUUCCCAAAGAAUUUUAUGUCGGUGGCAAAGACAAUUCUAAAGCGUCUGUUCAGAGUCUAUGCUCACAUUUAUCACCAGCACUUCGACCCCGUGAUCCAGCUGCAGGAAGAGGCUCACCUUAACACUUCUUUCAAGCACUUUAUCUUUUUUGUUCAGGAAUUCAACCUUAUCGAUAGAAGAGAACUUGCACCACUUCAAGAACUGAUUGAAAAGCUCACCUCUAAGGACAGAUAAAAGGAAGAGGAUUUCUUGAAGUCACUUGUUUCUUUAAGCAAGCGUGUGGUAUUUGUUUUUUGUUCAUCUGUUUUUUUAAAAAACAAAACGAAACCCUGUGCUGUUAUUAGUGGCAGCCAAGAUCUACUUUCUGUGCUUCUCUUAGGGGAAAUCUCUUGUCUGGUAGUGACACGCAGUAAAUAGCCUUUUGUUUUCAGUUGUUGUUACUCGUUGUGGAGUUGUGGCGGGUGCUGAGUGUUGGUAACGGAACGUGCCUGGCUGGGCCGGACUCUGCUGCUGGGCGGGUUCUGUUUGCGGCACUGCUGGCUCGUUCUCGUCAAGUCCCUACAGACUUGCUCACAUUCUCCAAGUGCCUUGGCAGACUCGCUUCUGAGGUGCAAAGCACAUACAGUACUGAGCAUCGCUGGACGCAGAAAUACCAACUAACACCCAGCACACUUACCGAUACUUGUCUUAGAAAGAUAUAUAUUUGCUUACACUAAAAAAAGCCAUAACUUACUGAAAUCAAUGAUCUCCAGCUUUUAAUACAAAUAUUUGUCUUAUUUUUUUAGAGCUUAAUACAGAAUUUUUCAAAUAUAGUUAUUUCUUAGAAAGAAAAGUGAUGGUGAAGUUCUCGUCGCCAAAUCAGAACAAUGGAAGUGGUGUCAAAAUUACCAAGAGCCUGCGCUUAGCACGUAGUUACGCGUCUGCUGCAUCGGGUUGGGCUUUUCAUAGUUGAUUUAUCUUUUUAAUGGGAGAAGCAUCUCCUUGGGUCUGUCACUUUUGUUAAGUUUCCUGGCAUUUGCCAGAUGAACGUUAGUUUGCACAAAUAGUUAGGGAAAAUAUUCAAUAGAACAAAUGCACUGGGGCAAUAUAAGAAAGCCUGGUUUGCAGAAUGACUGGUGAGGUGGCGUUGGUGAGUUCCGAACCAAAAGCCUGGCUCUGGGGGGAGCUCUGCUGGCUCGUGUUUUCCUGUGCUAGGAAAUACCUCUUGGAGGAAAUAGAAUUUCAUGGACCGCUUUGGAUUUCUGUCAGCACGGUGGCAUUCUCUCCCAUUUCAAUCGCAGCCCAGCUCCGAGGAACUACAGCAGCUGGGAAGAGUAAUAGGAGUGCACUGGUGACUUCUCAGGCGGUUGUAAUUUGGUAAGCACAUUCUGUCUAUGAGAAAACCUCAUCCAAGCGUGGCCUUGCCCACCUCGGUGAGCGCCUCCGUCUCCCUAGGCUUGUGUUUGCUCAGACCAGAAAUGAGAGUCGCCGGUGGCGAGUUAACUUGUGGGGUGAUUGCAGACCUGGAAGUGACUUAGAAGUUCCUGCCGCAGCUCUGUCCUCAGGGUUCCUGCUGCAGAAGCCCCUGGCUGCUUUUCACGAGCAUGUCUCGGUCUUGUCGAAGCCGUUGUAUUUUGGAUUCAAAGAAAUUUGCAUUAAGUUCUGUGAUGUGCUGUCCCAUGAUAUCACUAGUGGCCAAAUAUAAUACCCAGGUGGUUAAUGUUGCCAGGCUUUACCAGAUUGUGACUCGACAAAACAACCAGCUUUAGACCUAAUGUGAAGACCUUAACUGACCAGUGUACCCUAGACUGACUCCUGAACCUCUGAAACUUAGCGGUGAAGCCAGGGUUGGUGUGCGACAGUGAGGCUGAGCUUGUUUUGUGCGCCUUAGCUACACCGAAAAUGCCCAGUGAGGCAGAAAACACUGCGCAGCAGUCUGCAAAAUCUGUAAGUGGCUGCAUGCACAGCAACGGAUAAGCAUCUAAGCACAGUAAUAAACAUACCAGAGACUGGAGGAAACUAGAAUCACUACUUUUGAGGUAAAAUAGUGUAUUUUGGAAGCACCUGAAGGCUUUUUUAAAGAGCUCUGUUACCUUCAGCUGAGUGAAAUUUCCUAGUGUGCUAAAACUGCUUCCUAGAGAAGCAAUUUAAAGUUGUUACCUCGUAUGUCUUUUUUCUCUGAACAGACGGGAGAGCAGUUGAGGCAGCCUGGUGUUGAACUACAGACUGGCACGGUGCGCUCGCGUCGCUGCUUUCAUUGGAAAUGGAAGCGCAGAGUCCUGUAGGGUGCUGAGGAACGGUCAGGGUGUUCGUACCCAGUCGAGGCUUGGCUACAGCAAUGCUAAAUACAGAGGCUGCUUGCAAAGCACCUGCAGUUUAGCAUUUGCAACUCACACAGUCCUUGUUUUCUUUUGAAGCUUCACUACAGUUCAAGAGAAUGUGGAACGUGUUUGGCUUGUUUGCAGAUAAAUGUCAUUGCCCAUUGAGAUCUGCUCCAAUGGCAAGUGAAGUUUUCACUUAUGUUUUGGCUUUUUUACAUCAUAUAGAAUCGCCAGGUUUUCUUAAUGUGUGGGUGUCAGAGGAAAGGGCUUUUAUGUUGAGUUCACUUGGCCACGCAGAAGCAGCUGAAGUCCUGAGUUUGAAGUGCACUAUUUUAAGCAGGCCUCAGUCUUGCAGGAAGCUGAACUGGAGAACGUGCUCUUGCACGGGCAGCCCUUUGUGCUGUACUUCUGUCAGAGGAGCAUUUGGUGACACACGGUCUCGAGCUUGCGAGCGAGGUAGGCUGGAGCUCCGGAGGCUCCAGAGCACUGCAGACGCGCUUAGGUACAAAAAUCCUGUCCGGGUUCCAAGGCAAACCGCCUUGCCGCGUUGAGUCAGUGCUGCCUGAGAGGCUGCGCGGGCGGGUUGGCGGCGCGCGUGGGCUGCGCUGACGGCACUGGCUGGAGAGGAGCCUUUCAGCCAGCGCUGGGCUCGUGUCAGCGCGUCCCUGCAAGACACGAGGGCGAGGGGGGCAGGAGAGCCCGCUCCAAAGCGUGAGAUAGGAGAGACCCCUCAUUACAUUUCAAGCUGUUGCACUGGUUUGGUGUCGUUUACUGGCAAGAAACCCCGAAGAAACACAUUUGGCAGUGACGAUUUGCUUGGAUUGAUACCGGAGCAGUUUUUAUCAUUUCCAUUCUGCUUCUGCUGUGGAGGUCUUUUUUCUUCUUCUUCUUCUUUAAUAGCCAAUUCUGGAAAUUCAGAGGCAUCUGCUGCAGUUCAGCCAAUCAGAAUAAGAAGCUAUUAUGUAAGAAAAUGAGUUUAUUUUUGUACUCAGUAUCUGGCAGUAGAAUCCCCUUCGACAGAAUAGCUUCUAGGCAUGUAAUAAAAGCUUGGAGAUCAUGAUUUGCCUGACAGCUGUAUGAACACAUAGUUUAACUAUCCAACACUUGAAAAAUAACAACAUUCAAGAUAGGUAUGCAGUGUUUGGGAUUUAAUAUCCCUAUGCUGUUUAUAUUUGCAGCUUUUAAUUGUUCAUUUUUUUUUUCCUUAAAAAAGUUGUGGGACCAGAAGUUCAUGUGUGUUUACAUUCCUGGAGUAAGGGCACAUUGAAAUGCUGAACAAAAAUUGCCAUGUUUUACAAGCUGCCCCUGGAUGGAGUGAACGUGUUUGUACGACACCUCCCUCACCCCCAAACAAAACCCGCAGAAACGGGCCCUGACCGGGGCCCCCCGCUGCCUGCACUGCCCGCGGCCUCUGCUGUUCACCAGGAGGACUCGGAGACGGGAGCUGGGAGCUCGUUGCCGUCUGGAGCGUAAGGUGUGGGUCGGCCCUUCUGGUUAACGGGUCCGUAAAUUCUGUGACUUGUGGUGCUUUGUCUGCCAGCGUGUUAGACCGUGUCAGUGACGCGGGUGGUGACUUCAGGAGGUCGUCUGCCUCGAGCGGAGAUGGGGCUGCCUGCCCAGCUCGAGUUCCGCCGCCGCUGCCAGUGCUGACGCUGUUUAGACAGUGUGGAUACGCGAUGCUCGCGGAAAUAUCUUUUCCAAGUCCUUCGAAUCCGGUCAGGGAUGCAGGUUGGUGUGAAUAGAAAGUGAAAAGGCUACGCUCUGCCGUUGCAGGGAGCUGAACGGCAGACGAGCCGAGAAAAGAGGUUGCAAGGGCAGGUGGCCCAUCUGCAAGUAUCGAGUUUCUUUUACUGCUUACUAUGCAAUAGAGAGCUUUGAACUCCGGCUGUUCCUGUCAGAUAGAGGAGCACUGUCCUUACUCAGUCCUUACUCAGUCUGUAGCGGCUGAGCACUCUCCUGGUCUCCUUGACACUCACUGAACAGGUAAAUUACCUAUUUGCUGCUAUGGACUGUACUCACCUUUCCCGUCGUUCUUUGUGUCUCGCGGGUCAGCAGGCACAAUUCUACUCUGAACGCAUCCUUUCUGGACAGCUGUUCUUUUCCGUGCUGGUCUCCCCGCUUCCUACGUGCCGGAGUGCUGCGUUGCUCCACAUAAGAAACCCCUUUUAGCUGAACUAUUUAAAAAGCUGCAGCACGAACACAGACUCCGUGCUUUUCUUUCACAACGAUUUCCCGUCACCCUGAAUCUUGUUUCCUUCACUGCUAAUAUCAGUUGUCUUUUCUUCCUAAAACCACUAGCAGUCCUAUGAACGCCUGUUGUCUUUUUCUGCUUAUCUUCCGUAAGGUGAGGCUGACGUUGCUUAUUCCAAGCGUUAAACUGUGUUAUUCUCCUGCUUUUCUUACUCCUCUUGCCAGGUUAAGAUUGCAGCCUAGGGAAAUACCAGAUUAUGUUUGUGUUUGAAGAACCAAUUCCCUAAAUUGUUCAUAGAGUAUUGUAUUUUUAGGGGGAAAUUAAUUUUUAUAGCCACUAAACUAUACUCAUUAUUUUUGUACGUUUGCGACCUGUGACAUUUUUCCGAGCCGUGUCGCGGAGGGAACACUUGUUUUCAAGGCUGUUUGACUACUUCUGUGUGCUGUGGUUGUGUUGCGUAGCACCAGUGAAGCACAUAGCUCGAUGCGCAAUGGCAGAGAGAAUGCGGUCCAGGUGAAUGAGGUUUCAAUAAGAGGCCAUUCGUGAAGGCAAAAGCAUUUUAAAAAAGGAUAUUAGAAAAGCAACACUAACCUUUCCAACAGAAUCCUAACACAUGUGGAGAAAAUAUGGUGGAAAAUAGCAAAUGCAAGAUGAGAACCCUUACUGUAAGCUAACUGUGCCAAUAUCGCUUCAGUUCGUACUCACUGAUAUUUUAGUUCUAAAUGAGAACAGCUUUUGAUUAAAAAAAAAGUUGAAUGUCUGCAAAUCUGCAACAUGUUUAUUUGGGAGCUGUAAAUAAUGUAUACAGAUUGUUGUAUGUGAUGGGGCAAAAUAUUUAAAUGCUAGGUUUUUUUCAAUAAGAAACUGAAGGCUGUUUAUAAGAGAAAAUAAAUAGCUAUGUUUGACCUUGAUUGUCUUUUCUUCCUUCUUGAACUUGUUUAUAAAUUAUCUUCUACUUGUAGAUAGUUUUUUCUGUAUAUUGUACACAGACGAACAUGACACAUACAAAAUAGAUUUUGUAAUUGCCUUGUCUAAAUUUGUGAAUAUUUGUAUUGCAGGCAGACACAAUAGCAAUAAAACCACCUGAUAACCUUUGCA